This is a messenger RNA of Achroia grisella, 2532 nucleotides long. It is a transcript of the gene Nubp2, whose product is annotated as cytosolic Fe-S cluster assembly factor NUBP2 homolog. NCBI's taxonomy places the organism in Eukaryota, Metazoa, Arthropoda, Insecta, Lepidoptera, Pyralidae. The transcript is spliced from 4 exons. The record is from RefSeq and is a predicted model, not a curated record. Gene Ontology annotation, molecular function: ATP binding; ATP-dependent FeS chaperone activity; 4 iron, 4 sulfur cluster binding. Bases 105 to 890 code for a protein of 261 amino acids. Gene Ontology annotation, cellular component: cytosol. Gene Ontology annotation, biological process: iron-sulfur cluster assembly.
UUCAUUUUGUCAACUUUGUCUAAAACAAAAUAAAUAAUAUUUUCAUGUUAUAUUUGUAUUGAUAUUCUAUUUAAAAUAUUUCAGACAUAUAAUAAAGUAUAACAAUGUUAGAACAAGUUAAACGUGUAAUUCUAAUUUUAUCAGGAAAAGGUGGUGUUGGUAAAUCAACAGUUAGCACCCAACUGGCACUUACACUUAAAGAAAAAGGAUUUAAGGUUGGUCUACUGGAUAUAGAUUUAUGUGGACCCAGUGUUCCAUAUAUUUUAAAUUUGGAAGACCAAAACAUACACCAAGGUACUGAAGGUUGGAUACCAGUGUAUCUUGACAAUGAACAGAAGUUAGGAGUUAUGUCUAUAGGCUUUUUAUUGAAGUCACGAAAUGAUGCAGUAGUAUGGAGGGGACCAAAAAAAACUUCAAUGAUCAAGCAGUUUCUAGAAGAUGUAUACUGGCAAGAAUUGGAUUUUCUCAUCAUCGAUACACCUCCUGGCACAUCAGAUGAACAUAUCACAGUAAUGGAGAAUUUACGACAAGUGCCUCAUUGUUCGGCAAUAAUAGUGACAACACCGCAAGAAGUUGCCAUUGAAGAUGUGAGGAAAGAAAUCACAUUUUGUAGAAAGACAGGCAUACCCAUCACGGGUAUCAUUGAGAAUAUGAGUGGUUAUGAAUGUCCCGUCUGCAGUGAAUGCACAAACAUAUUCUCCAGCGGUGGAGGGAAAUCACUCGCUGACCUCACAAAGAUUCCAUUCCUCGGCAGUGUACCAAUAGACCCCAGGGUCGGUAAGCUGGCCGGCCGUGGUGUUGCAGCCAUCAAAGAGUUGCCAGACUCAAGGACUAGUAAAGUAUUUAAUGAACUUGUAACACAAUUAUCAGAACAUACAAAUGGUGUAUAGAAUAUAAGUACAUACAUAUAAGUACAACUGUAUUGUAAAUAUUAAUAAAAUUUGUAUUAUAAAAUAUUUUAGUUAUUAUUAAAAUUUAUAUAUAUUUCUUUUUUUUCAAUACUAUGAUGUUGGCAAACAAGCAUACGGCCCACCAGAUGGUAAAUGGUUAGCCUAUGGAUGCCCGAAGCACCAGGGGUGUCACGUGCGCAUUGUGUGAAGUAUACAAAGAAACAGAUUAUUUAAAGAUACAUAUCAUAUGUUUCCCGUUGUAAUCUUCUAUCUUUUCAAGUAUGAAACUGGCUAAGAAAUUUUAUAAAGCAAGAGUUGUGAGAGAAUGUACCAUUUACCAUUUACCUUUUCUUCUUACAAAAUGAGAUAAUUUAGUUACUUAAUCUCGCUAAUUGUACUCAAUUAUCACUGCCUACACCGUGAGGUAUAUAGCAGGAAGAUAGAUAAAUAGCAUAGUGGAUAAAAAAAUCUUGACACAGCUUUUUAGCUCAAUGACUAUGUAUAAAACAAACAGAUUAAUUAUGGAACCAAAGAACUACAGCAAAAUUCUAAACAUAUAUAUAAACUAAAUAAAUAAAACUAUUUCCAUACCAUCAGUAAUACCAUUUAUUCACUAUUGGCACAUAUAAAACAAUAAAAUGCGAUUAUAAAUAUUAUUAAAAAAAUUAUUUCCUAUAUUAAAUAAAAAUUUGGUUGUACAAAUACCCUGAUAGUUAAUAAUAUGAGAUUUCCAAAAGGUCUUUCGUAAAAAGUACAUCCAACAUAUCUUAUUUACAUAAAUAUUGUCUAAUUUUAAAUAACAUAAUACAGAUAGUCUCUUAUGACCUCUGCUUAUGAGACCAUAAGUAUUUAUUUACUUACAAAUUAAAUAAAAAUAAUAUCUAUGUCUUAUGGACCUUCAUUAAACAAUUCUCCUACUUACAAAAAUACUCAUGAAUACAAAUGUUUGUACCGUGCGAGGAAUCGAACCCGCGACCGUCGGAAGUAAAGCGGUAUGCUAAACCACUAGACCACCGAGGCCGUCAAUUUGCUCUAAUAGUCUAAAGGCUGUUACAACGAAUCAAGCGCCUCGUUUUUGCUCCGAGAUUUCCUACUCUUAAUUUAUUUUUAAUGAAUUGUAUGAGAAUGUAGUACCAUUAGGAACUUUAACUUGUUUUGUAUAAUUUAACAUAUUAUUCAUAGUUCUUAAUAUAGUACACCAACGUAACAUCAACAUUUUUAUAUUAUAAAAUAAUUUAUACUUCUAUAUACCUAGUCUAUAGAAGAGCGUGAUCUCCUAUCACAAGUAUUUAAUUAUGCUUACAAGGAGAUCCCAGCCCCGGCUUAAGAAAAUAUAUAAAUAAGAAUAUAAUAACCUUGUUGAUAUGUAAUAAUAUGUAAAACGUCUUGGUUAAUUAAAUAAAUUUAAUUAUAUACUAUACAAUACCUACAGUAAUUUUUACUUCAAUUACUACAAAUUCAAUGUAAGUAAACAAGUAAAACAGCUGUUAGUUUGCAAAAGGUCUUGUCAAGGAUUGACAGUUCAAUAAAUAAAGUAUACAAAAAGAGGACCAUUACACUUCAUCUGUGGAAACUCAUUCAUUAAUAAGAUAUUGUCAUUAUUUUCUAUACUGAUAUAUAUUAACGCAAAACGACAGAGAAA